Messenger RNA from Pipistrellus kuhlii (Kuhl's pipistrelle), 2087 nucleotides. It is a transcript of the gene TCN2, whose product is annotated as transcobalamin 2. The coding region runs from base 298 to 1596 and encodes 432 amino acids. The record is from RefSeq and is a predicted model, not a curated record. Gene Ontology annotation, molecular function: cobalamin binding. Lineage: Eukaryota; Metazoa; Chordata; Mammalia; Chiroptera; Vespertilionidae. The transcript has 10 exons. Gene Ontology annotation, biological process: cobalamin transport.
CCUCCCUUCUUGGGCGGGCAGAUAGCAGCUGACUUUAGCAGUCUCGAUCACGUGACCCCGCAGCUCCCCCGUUCUGCUCCCUGUCCCGGGCCUGGGCAGGCACUUCCAGGGGCUCCUUCUGUGAGGGGCAGCAGCUCGCUGCCGGACGGGGAGAGAUUAAUCAGUGACAGGUACCUGCCUCUCAGAGCAGCGACCGGCCGUGGCCAGCACAGCCUCUGCCAGCACAGCCUCUGCCAGCGCAGCCCCGGGAGUUCCCCGUCCGGGUCCCCGUCUGCCGCUCGCCCACCUGCCGCUGCCAUGGGGCGGCUUGGGGCGCUCCUCCUGCUGCUGGGGGCCCUGGGGGCUCUCGCUGACAUCUGCAUCAUACCCGAGGUGGACAGCAGCCUGGUGCAGAGUCUGGGCCAGCGCCUCUUGCCCUGGCUGGACCAGCUCUCUCUGGAGGACCUGAACCCCAGUAUCUACGUGGGCCUGCGCCUCUCCAGCCUGGAGGCCGGCUCCAAGGAGCCCUUCUACCUACACAGCCUCAAGGUUGAUUACCAGCAGAGCCUCCUGAGGCGUGCCCCCAGCGACGAGGGCGCUGACCCCCAGCCCAAGCCCUCCAUGGGCCAGCUGGCUCUCUACAUGCUGGCGCUCAAGGCCAACUGCGAGCUCAUCGGCGGCCACAAGGGGGACAGGCUGGUGUCCCAGCUGAAGCGGUUCCUGGAGGACGAGAAGCGGUCCAUCGGGCACGACCACAAGGGCCACCCCCCCGGCGGCUACUACCAGUACGGCCUGAGCAUCCUGGCCCUGUGCGUCCACCAGAAACGGGUCCAUGACAGCGUGGUCGGCAAGCUCCUCUACGCCGUGCAGCACGACCACCACCUCCAGGGGGGCCCCCUCUCUGUGGACAUACUGGCCAUGGCGGGCUUGGCCUUCACCUGCCUGGAGCGCUCCAACCUCAACUCGGAUCUGCGACACCGGAUCACCCUGGCCGCCAGGACGGCAAAGGAGAAGGUCCUGAGGGCCCAGACCCCUGAGGGCUACUUCGGCAAUGUCUACAGCACCCCUCUGGCGCUGCAGCUGCUGACGACCGCCCCGAUGCCCGGGAUGGAGCUGGGCAUGGCCUGCCUCCACGCGAGGGCCGCUCUGUUGGCCAGCCUGCAAGACGGCGCCUUCCAGAACCCCCUCGUGAUCUCCCAGCUGCUGCCUGUCCUGAACCACAAGAGCUAUGUGGACCUCGUCUCCCCGGACUGCCUGGCUCCCAGAGUCCUGCUGGAGCCGGCGACGACCACCCCCCCACCGAUGCAGCUCCCCGAGUUCAUCCACGUGAUGCUGAAGGCCCCCAGCGUGUGGCCGCCGUACAGACACGCCGUCUCGGUGCCCGCCGGGGCCUCCCUGGAGGAUGUGCUGUGGAAGGCCCAGGAGCUCGGAGGAUUCAUGUAUGGGACCCGGGCCAGCCUGUCAGGCCCCUACCUGACCUCCGUGAUGGGGAAAGAAGCAGGAGAGCGGGAGUUCUGGCAGCUCGUCCGGGCCCCCGACACCCCGCUGCAGCAAGGAAUUGCUGACUACAUACCCCAGGAUGGAGAGACCAUCGAGCUGAGGCUGGUCCGCUGGUAGCCCCAGCUCAGCUCACCUCCCCGGCUGCCCGGAACAGUCUCCGCACCUCGACCCUCCUCCGUCCAGACCUCCCUGGCACAGGCACGUGCCUGGCCCUGCCGCCCCCUCGUGGGCACUCGGAGCGAUGUUCCCGCAUCAGCAGCCACCACCCCUGCAAGGCUCCUCAGCCGCUGCCCGCCUGGGAGCAGGGAGCCAGGCUCCCUCCCCGGGAGGCCUGUCCGCUGGGUCUGGCCCGGCCUGGCCCUGUGGGCACGCCACGAAGGGCACUCCUGGUCUGAAGGGCGUGCGGCAUCUCAGACCCCUGAGCUCACAAAGUCCGCUGGCCGCUGGCAGUGUGAGGACCGCCCCUCCCCCCCGGUGCCACCCAGGGGCUGAGCCUCGAACCCAGCUCUCAGGUCCCUGUGAAGGAGGUGGCACAGCAGCCGGCGAGGACCCUGCAGGGCUGCUCAGAGCCCACCUCUGAAGCGAUUAAAGUGUUGAUUAUGCACAUG